Messenger RNA from Triplophysa dalaica, 2007 nucleotides. RefSeq names its product kelch repeat and BTB domain-containing protein 13. Gene Ontology annotation, molecular function: protein binding. The record is from RefSeq and is a predicted model, not a curated record. NCBI's taxonomy places the organism in Eukaryota, Metazoa, Chordata, Actinopteri, Cypriniformes, Nemacheilidae.
UUUUGCACAAACAAAGGCAGGACAGAGGUGUUAUGGGGCCGAGCAGAGACAACGUGACCCACUUUGUGGAUUCUCCAGAAGACGGUGAAGAGUCUGGAGUUCUGAGAGUGCGGGUAGAAGAGACUGUUUUCACCGUAGACAGGGCCGUCCUGUGGCAGAAUUGCGAGUAUUUUCGCGCUCUCUUCCGCUCUGGGAUGAGGGACAGCUGGCAGAAUGAGUUCCACAUACGAGGAGGUCUAAAAGCGAGGGGUUUUCUCAUGGCUAUGGCUAUUUCUAGAGGUGAGCGUCCUGCUAUCCAGGAUCCGGAUGAGAUUGUGGAAGCCGCCGAGUGUGCGGCCUUCCUUCAAGUGGACGUGUUAGUGCAGCACCUGAUAGAAAUCAUUGACACUGACAAUUGCAUUCUGUAUCAUACAGCCGGUGUGUACGGCUUGUGGAAGUUGUUUCACAGCGCUGCUGUGUUUAUCUGUGAUGCAUAUUCUGACCUGCAGGAUGCAGUUGAGGCGCUUCCAGUAGAGAUGAUUCGCCACGUUGAGUCUCUUUCGCCCGCAUCCUUCGUCGCUCUUGGAACUCAUUCCCCCUCUAUGAGGAUGCUUCAGGACUCCUACAGGACUGUUUUUUAUCUUGAUGAGAAACCGGGGGCUUGGAAGUACCUGACUGAUCUACCGAUAGAUGCCAGCACGUCUAUGGCUGGCGUGGCUGUUGUGGACAAUCGGUUGUAUAUAGUCGGAGGCGUUCGUGGAGUUAGCAAAGAGACCGUGGACUGCAGUUUCUGUUACGACACAGAAACAAACACUUGGAGUGAGUUUCAUGGUCCUCAGCAGUCCAGGUAUAACUUUACCCUGGUGGGCCACAGCGGACACCUGUAUGCCAUCGGAGGCGAGUACGAUAAAAGGAUCAUGUCCUCAGUAGAAGUCUGUGACGUUUCCACAGGCGCAUGGACGUCUUGCAAGCACGCGCCUCGUUCUGUGGCUGCGGCUGCCAGCGCCGUUGCUAGACGUAGAAUAUUUGUGUGCUUUUGGAAGCCUCCGGACACUACAGAUAUCUAUGAAUACACACCGGUUAAAAAUGAAUGGACGCUGACCACCACUAUGGUCAAACCGCAGAGUUACGGUCACUGCAUGGCUGCUCACGGUGACAAUUUGUACGUCAUGAGGAACGGCCCAUGUGAUGACUUCCUGCGCUGCCUCAUGGACUGCUACAAUACCACUACAGGCCAAUGGACGGCCAUGCCAGGACACUAUGUGAACAGCAGGGGAGCCCUCUUCACGGCUAUUGUGAGGGGGGACUCUGCCUUCACCGUUAACCGCAAUUUGACCCUGGAAUAUCACAUUUGCGGUGAUCAGUGGAAGCCACGGAGGCAGAUGACGGGAUUUCCAAAAAGUGGCUCACUUUGGACAUGUUUACUCAGACUGCCUAAAAGCAGAGAUAGACAGCAGGAUGAUGCUGAGGAGGUAAUGGAGAUGGAUGCUAAUGGCGAAAUAGUGGAAGAAAUUAUAGAUGCUAAGCAUCCACCUUAGUGCAAAGUAGGGGGGCGGUAGAACAAAAUGUUUCACGGUAUACGAGUAGUUUCAUUUCUCAAGGUAUAGUUAUAUAAAAACCUUAACCAUGUCCACACCAGAAAUAUCGCACUAAAAAUCAUUGAAUGUGCAAUUUAAAGGAGAGGAAAAUGAUUUUUUUAUGAUGCGUUUGAUUAUUGUUUAAAGUUUUAUUUUUUGCAGUUUUUUGCCUUUAUUUAGAAUGACAGGAGCAAGGUGGGAGAGAGAAGGGGGGCAGGAUCGGGAGAUAGUACAGAGGGGCAGAGGACAGGAAGCAAAGUGGGAGAGAAAAGGGGGGCGCUUUAUGUUUUUUUGCAUACUUUAGUUUCGGAAAUACUGUUCAUAAUGAUUUUCACUAUAAAGCAUGGAAGUUGAAUGGAGGGCGAGGGCUUGUUUCUUCAUCAAGCACACAUGUAAAGUCCUACUCAGCCUUACAUGAGUUAGCCACGCCAACUUAUUUACAUAUCGCCGU